Messenger RNA from Tetrapisispora phaffii CBS 4417, 2850 nucleotides. RefSeq names its product Npr3p (gene NPR3). Gene Ontology annotation, biological process: cellular response to amino acid starvation; negative regulation of TORC1 signaling; positive regulation of autophagy. The transcript has a single exon. Bases 1 to 2850 code for a protein of 949 amino acids. NCBI's taxonomy places the organism in Eukaryota, Fungi, Ascomycota, Saccharomycetes, Saccharomycetales, Saccharomycetaceae. The record is from RefSeq and is a predicted model, not a curated record. Gene Ontology annotation, cellular component: GATOR1 complex.
AUGAAACAGAAACAUUACCUUCCAGAUUCAAGAUUAGUUGGUAUUCAGUUAACUGUUUCAACGCAUUCUGGUCCUCAAGUAAUAUUUCACUAUCCGCCAUGUUCCCCUAGUCAUCUGUCAAAUAAGAGGAAUAAACACAAGAAAGUAUACCCGAAGAAGGCGGCCAACACUCUAUUGACACCUGUUGAUUCAAUGAAUAAGUCAACAGAUCUACGAUUGGGUAAACAAAGAUCGAUUGAUAAUAAUAGCGCUCAUAUGAGUAUUCCCAGUUUAAAAACGAACUUUACUCAAUCUGAUUUAGUGCCUGAUAAUGAUAGAUAUCUUGACAAUUUUGAUAGCACUUCCGACUCUGAUAUAUCUUCUGGAUUGAGCGAUAGUGAAAUAUCUACAGAUAAUUCAGAUAUGAGUAGCUUUUCUUCAAACUCUUCUGAUGAGAACGAGCAGCUCUUUAAUAAUAGACUCAGUAAUUACACCUCACAACAGUCAGGAGGAGCUAUUAGUACUCCUACUGAUAUAAGAUCAUCUUCCUUAGAUGCAGACUCUAAGUUAUUAAAUGGCAACUCAUCGCACAGCAAUAAUCAAAGAAAUAAAUCCUCCCAAAUAAGUGCCAACAAACUUUUGGAAAUGUUUAAUAAUGAUAUUACAUCAUCAAAUACAUUAAAGAGGAGGUCAUCACUAGCUUCGAAGUUAUCAUCUGUUAACUCUAUAGAUGAUCUAACGGACUCUGUUAAAAUUGAUGGAGAUGAAUAUGAUUACAAUGAUACGGAAUUAUUAAAAGAACUUGAGAAGAAUUCAAUUAGUUAUAACGAUGAAUUUUUUGAUUCCGAUAUUUUUCAAGACAUUAAUAAAGUAUUUGGUUUUGACUCAGAAUUUAUAGCUGAAGUUUGCAGCCCAGAUAGGGAAAUGUGUAAUACCAGUUUUGAAUUUACUGUGGACAAUCUAUGUUUUUUAGGAUUACCAAUUCAUUCAGACAAAGAUGGUAACUGGAGAACAUCAAAAAAUAAGAGCAAUAGGAAAAGUGCAAAGACUUCUAGCACUCAUUCUAAAGGAAGCAGAAGGCACUCUAUCAAUUCGAAAGAAUCAACUUCUAAAACGAAUGAAGAUGAAAAUAUUGAAUCAUCUGAAAAUCAUGAUGAUGAAGAUGAUAAGAGUUAUAUGAACCCUAUUGCUAUGCAUGAUUUAAAUUCGCCAGACUACGAAAAAAAUAUGAACAUGUUUCAUGUAUGCUUUGUGAUGAAUCCACCAAUAUCUGAAUAUAAUCAAAGAGUAGAUGAUAUGUAUCAUUAUAUUGUAAUGAGAUUAGCGCACACGUUGAAAAUUCUCCAAGCAAAAUCAUUUUAUGUCUCAAAAGAGGUCGAAAUACUUUUAAAAGAAAAAGAAUAUGUUCUUAAAUCUUCAAGAGUAUAUAAGAACUUAAAAGGGGCAGCUAACAAAGGGCAAUAUUUAUAUCAAAGAUUAUUGGUUCAGUCAUCUUUAGCUAGGGCAUUGGUUACAUGCUUUGAUACUAUCCAUAAAAAUGACAUCGUAAAUUUAACAUUAGAUGAAAAAGUUGUAACUUUGCAAAUACCUAUUCAUGAUGAAUUUUGGAAGUUACCGCAGUAUAAGAUUGAACCUGUGCUUCGAGGUUCUCAUCUUACUAGUAUUCUAAAUUACGGUUUCUUGAAAUCCACAUCAACAAAAAAUAAAAAAAAAGACAUAAACUCCAAUAACUUUGCUGAUGACGAUAAUAUUGAUAACGACAUUUUAAAUUAUGCAUUAUUACUAAAAGAAGAGCAAAAUGUUAUUAUUGAAAAGUUAAAAUCUUUCUCUCAGGAUGACAAUAUAGGUGGAUUGAUCCUACGACAGUUAGUUAAGCAUAUUCAACCCAACGUUCCAAUUCGUUCUUACCAGCCUCUGAUCAACGAAUUGAUGGGUGUUAAAGAAAAUGAUCCGAAUAGAACUAUCUUUCAUAUAAAUAUUUUAAAAUAUUGUGCAUUACAUCUAUUAUAUUGGAGACAUGCCAGAGCUGUUAUUCCAUUGAGUUCCAAAUAUACAUAUAUUGUAAGUCCGUUGUCACCAUUAGUUGGUUCUUCUAAGGAUUAUAUUAGUGAAGGUUCUUCCCACUUCUCUUUUAACAGAAGGGAAGAUAAUCAUUAUGAACCACUUUUUUACCAACACCAAAUAGAAUUUGGUCAAACUUUCCCAUCAUUACCAUCAUUAGUCUCAUUUUUAAGCUUAUUAUCGAAUGGAAAACCCAGACCAUUUGGUACAAUAAUACCUUCUAAAGAGCAUAAACCCAUUUAUUUAGGGGCAUUGGCAUGGUUAAUAAGAAGUGGUUAUUUAACUCAAUUAUUAACAUAUGUCUGUAUACGUAUAGAUAGUCAGAUUAAGAUGGAGGUAGAUGAAGAUCUGGAGAGAGAAGGCUUUAAAAUGAAUUCCAAGAAAUCAAAGGAAAAUGUUCAUAAAAACGAAGUACAAAUUGAUAACAUAGUAGCAGUUAAAAAAAAUCAAUCCUAUAACAACAGGUUUGAACCAAGUAGUACUAAUGAUGAGAGUCGCGGUAAUGCUAUCUCGGAGAUAGCAAUGUAUGAAGAACGAUUACAAUUUGCGUUUGAUGAUUUAGAAUUAGAGAAAGACUAUACAAUUAUUUUAGAACCUGAAAAAGCAGGUGCUAUUGAAAGGAGAUGGAUUGUAAAAUGUGUCCAUGACCAGCCGGCUGACGUUCAAAUACUAUUCAAUAGACUAUUGAAGUAUUUUAAUGGUAAAGUACCGAUGGAAGUCGUUGCAUUGAAAGAAAAUUUAACAAAACACGAAAUUAAGAAAGUUAUGCAUGCAAUGAAUAAAUAUUUGAUAGAAAUAAAGCAUUGGUAA